This is a messenger RNA of Amphibalanus amphitrite, 4039 nucleotides long. RefSeq names its product sex peptide receptor-like. Gene Ontology annotation, biological process: G protein-coupled receptor signaling pathway. The record is from RefSeq and is a predicted model, not a curated record. The coding region runs from base 786 to 2024 and encodes 412 amino acids. The transcript has a single exon. Gene Ontology annotation, cellular component: membrane. Gene Ontology annotation, molecular function: G protein-coupled peptide receptor activity. Lineage: Eukaryota; Metazoa; Arthropoda; Thecostraca; Balanomorpha; Balanidae.
AGCUGCUGGGGGCCAUCAGCAGCAGGCACGCAAUCAGUCCGGGCGCUACACUCAUGCUUAUGGCCUCAAUUGAAUCGAGCGAACCCAUUUGCGUCGAUAAGCCGGCUUGAACCAUUAGAACGGCGCGUGACAGGUCAUUACCGUUUGGCCGCGGGGCGCUGGCGGGACUGGUGACCGCCUGGCGCGCGCAGGGGGCGGCACGGGGCGCCCGACGCCGCUGCCGCUGCCGCCGCUCCGGCAGUCGAUAACCGGACGCUCCCCGGUCAACAGUCCGACAGUGGCGGCGCAUCAGUCGAUAGGGUUCGGCCUGAUCCGACGGAGGAUCAAGUCACGGUAGAGGAGUAAGGCUUAGUGGCGAAAAGAGCCAAGUAGAGAGGCUGGAAGACUGUGGACAAGCGUGAGACUGAGCUGAAAAGCACAGGACUUUGGAAAGAGGAGUUGCGAAAGGCUCACUACCGAAGUUACGCCACUCCAUCGAAGUUACGACAGAAGACGUCGAAGCAAAGAAAACUGAAAGCAAAGGUGAGAAAGAAAAAAAACGUCAUUUUCGUAUCAGAACUGAAAUGAGCUAGCUGACUUAUAAAUUUUGAGCUACCGAGACAGCCGAUCUCUUCGAAGGCGCCAGUCUUCACGCGUCUCGUAAGAUCAUCAUUCAAAUAGGAGAAAGGCCAAGUAAGCGGCACAGAGAUUGAUCGCACACCAGAGCCGUGACAGAAGCGAGACCCUAGAAAAGCUCUGUUCUGUCGUUGGAUCUGCUCGCCACCACGGCACACCACCGCGCCACCAUGGGUCUGAACGAGGACGACCUGCGGCAGCUGUUCGCCGGCUACCAGUGCCGCGAUGGCGACGUCGUGUUCGAGCGCACGCCCGAGUCGCUGGUUUGCUGGGACCGAAACGCCUCCGGCCAGAACGGCAUCCUGAUGCCGCGGCCGGCCAACCUGAACCACCAGUGGCCGCUGCAGUACGCGCUGCCGCUCUACGGCUACGUGAUGCCGCUGCUGCUGGCCGUCACCAUCGUGGCCAACACGCUAAUCGUGGUGGUCAUGUCGCGCCGACACAUGCGCACGCCCACCAACCUGGUCCUGAUGGCGAUGGCAGUCUCGGACAUGCUGACGCUGCUGCUGCCGGCGCCCUGGCUGCUCUACCUGUACACCUUCGGCAACUACCACAAGCCGCUCGACUCCAUCUACGCGUGCUACAUGCACGUCACGAUGACGGACACGCUGCCGGCGCUGUUCCACACCAGCAGCAUCUGGCUGACGCUGGCUCUGGCCGUGCAGCGCUACGUGUACGUCUGUCACGCGGCCGUGGCCCGUGUCUGGUGCACCGAGCGACGCGUGGUGCGCGCCAUCGGCUGGAUCUACGCACUGGCGCUGCUCCACCAGGCCAGCCGCUUCUUCGACAAGAGCUACGACCUGCUGGAGGUGAUCCACAUGGGCCGCGUCACGUCCAGCUGCUCCAUCGGCCGACCGCACUGGGUCACCGACGUCAUCAACACCGGCCUCUACUACGGUGUCUACUUCGGCUUCCGCGUGCUCUUCAUCCACCUGCUGCCCUGCAUCAGCCUGGUGGUGCUUAACAUCCUGCUGCUCCGCACCCUGCAGGAGACGCGCGCCAAACGCGAGCGGCUGCUCAGCGGCGUCGGAGGGGCGAACAAGCGGCGCCGGGACUGCCAGCGGCGCCGUGACCCGCACUGCACCACCCUCAUGCUGAUCGUCGUGGUGACCGCCUUCCUGAUCGUGGAGAUCCCGAUGGCCGUCUUCACGUGCCUGCACAUCGUGGAGAACCUGCUCGGCAACAGGGUGGAGCUGCUGGACUACGACAGGCGCCAGGCGCUGAUCGUCAUCAUCAACUUCAUCAUCAGUCUGUCGUACCCCAUCAACUUCGCUAUCUACUGCGGCAUGUCGCGCCAGUUCCGAGAGACGUUCCGCGACCUCUUCGUCACCGGCAAGGUGUCCCAGUUCUCCGCCGGUAGCUGCAAGUACUCGGGCAUCAACGGAAAACGCAACGAGACCAUGCUCUGAGAUCGGGCGACCGGGACGCUGAGGCAGCGGUCCCGAACGCCCGGAGCCGGAGGACCGGCCGAGGCGUCACGCGCUCAGGAAACGUGACGUGGGACUGCCCACUUUACAGGUGACACUGUAAAUAGUAAGUAUUUAUAAUGGCAAUGUAGGUGAGAUUUCAUUGCCGCACGACAGGUAGCCCAGAGUAGUGAGGCAGAAUAUUGUCCACGGCUUCAAGAUAAACCACCUCAGCUGCGGAUAUAAAUUAUAGAUUUACGUCUCCGGGCUAACUUGGAAGAAUCAGUCAUUCAAUGAAAAUACGCUCAGUACAUUUAUACGUCAAGGCUAAAAAGAAUCAAUAAAAAAUGUCACACAGCACGACAUUAAAUCAAAAACAGCUGACACCAAUGCCGCAAAUGAAAUGGCCGUGGGACAGAGCUCACUGUGGAGCUCUGAUGUAUAAUGCGCAGUAGCGACCACAAAGGCGAACCCUCUUUCUCUGAUUGUGUUUGCCAUGCAAACACUGCUAUUGGAUUGCCGUCAUAAACAUACAUAUGCCAGCCGCGGCAACGACAGCCAAAGUCGCCGGCCCUGUACGUAGAUAUAGUAUUCCGAUUGGCUGAUAUAGAAGGCGUGUGUAUCUACAUAGGUGUGCCACUACUUGUGUAUUGCUUUUGUAUAUGUAAAUUGGAGUUCUAUUAUAUAUAUAGCCUGAAAUGUGUAUUGUAUAUCAUGGCUGUUUGCACUUUGUUGUAUUCGUGGUACGCUGUAUAUAGUGAGCCGUUAGCCGUACAUGUGCAGACAGACGCUCGUUAAUGUAUUUUGUUUUGGUGAGUAGAAUGAGGGUGACCGGUAGCAGCAGGCACAAAGAAUGUUCCAAGACUAGAUUCCCGAAGCAUGACGUUUAUUGGUGUAGGUAUAUUUACUUGUUGCUGAUGCCACUGAAAACGUGGAUGCGUUGUGAUGCGCUGUUUUUUAUGGGUGAAAAAUUCAUCGGGGCAGAUGUUAUGGAGGGCAGAAUUUUCCAUUCAGGCACUUAAUUUUAUCGAUUAGUUUCCUUCAAACAACUUUUAUGCUGCUGAGUGCUGAGCUAUCUGUACCUAAAUGAAUUUCGUUUUUCAUUUUCUCAUGUUUGAGACGUCAACAUGCCUGCAGUGGCAUAUCAAUGAUGAAGGCUUUUGAAUAUGUGUUAUAGGGAAAUCGGGUUCACAAUUAUUUGCCAUCAUUUAGAGGAGCUUUAAACGUGUCGGAUGUUUCGUUGUUUGCCGACCAUUUUUCGAACUUCCAUGACACAUUUAGUUGAGCAGUAUAGAAAUUAUGUUGAGCCACCUCAUAAAUGCUGUAUUUAUAGGUUUUAAGACUGCUUUCACUUUAAAAAGUUGUAUUAAUGUUUGUGUAAACAGAAAGAUCAUUGAGGUGUUGAAUAAAAAUGCGUGUAUGUUCACGUUGAGCUGCAGUAUAUCCUGGGAUGAAUUGAUAGCACCAAGAAUGUGAUCAUUUUUUCAUUUUUCAAGCUGCUAAGGUUUUUUAGAACAAAGUAACACGAUUGCCUUCUUGUCAUGAACCAAAAUGUACCGUAAAUAUGAAACUAAAUAACGGCCAUGUUUCCAUCAAUCGGAAUGCCUAAAGAGUGACUUUUACUUAAAUGAAAGUUGAAGUUGAAAGGCGCAGAUAUUAAAGGCACUGCAAGUAUUUUUCCUAUUGUGCUUAUGUAUUUAUUAGGUUACAUAGGUACAUAGGUCUAUUGUACGAUGUGCACAUACGUAUAAUAUGAUUGUUAUCGAUGUGCUUUUCUACAGCUGCUUAUUGCACAAAGAGUCAGCACUAAUGUGAUGCUCUAUUAUCUCUGUUGUGCAAAUACCUGUUUGAUCAAGAAAGGGUUGAAUCGACAUUUAACUUAGAUAGGCGAGUAAACAAAAAUUACACACGGAGUCUGCAUCAUUGAUAAUCGAUCGAAAAUCUUUUACGCGCAUUGACUUGGCUUAUGUAUCUGAAUGUGUUUUAUUCACAGAAAUAUAUAGCCAAUGGGAUACCAA